GCGGAGUGACGGCAGCGGCAGCCACCGAAAAUAACCCCGCCGACGACGAUGAAACUCCCGUAGAUGCGAAGCGAGAAAGUCAUCGCUUAACUCGUUGCGGCCCUUUUAUCCGACGAAAAGCAAACUCAGGAAAAUGCGCUUUUACCGCCGACAAAUGCGUGCAUUCGAACGAGACGCGGAUGUUUCAUGUACGUUUCACGUAGGUUUGCGCUGGUAUUUGCUAACGAGCAUUAUUAAUUUAAAGUUGAAAAACUUUGCGUACCCAUUGCGUGCAUUAUAUGCAUGAUUGUCUGAUUCGCAAAUAAUUCUGUGGAAAAUUCUGAAUCGAUAAGGGACUGUUCGCUGUUAGUUGAGUUAAGCGAACCAUUUUUCACGGAUCCAGAAGACAGCGCAUUUGUUUCCUUCGCGUUAUAUUUUUCUUUUCUCGUAGGAAAAUAUUAUUUCGCGUGAGGAUUCUUUUUCUUUCUUCUUUUUUUAGCACCGUAUACGAAAUCCUAGCUAUAUUACCAGACGUACGCUCGUGUUUCUUGGACGUCUCAUAUUUUUCGAGGAAGAGACACAAAAAAGUCCCCCGUUCAUUCGUCUCGACGUAAACGCAAGGAAGAGAAACGAUUGCGCAUGUAUCUAAUGCAGAGUGUUGAAUCGUAUUGAUACUUGCACAUUCAGUAAAACACAUAGAUGAUAAAAGUUGAGAGUUUGGCGUAACAUUUAUAAUUAAGUAAUCAUAUCCGCAAUGUCUCAUUGUAAAAAAGAACAGAAAUAUUAAGUACCUUUUUCUUUCUUUUCGUAUCAUCAUUGUACCGUUUUGAUAUCAUCAUCAAAGUGUGUUCCAUUCACAGCGUCACUCGUUCAUUCACGAUUACCUAUUACCUAUUAAAGGGAACUUAACAAGGUGCAAGAUAUAGAAACCGCGCAAGAAAAAUUUCAUUGAAGGCCAUUUCAUAAAAAAAUAAAUAAGUUUUAUUUGAAAAAUUGAUUUUCAAUUGAUUUGUGGCAUCUCCUUUCCUGACAUCUCGUCGAUCCGCAGAUUUAUUGGUAAUAACGAUAAAAGAAACAAAUUGGAUUUUUCUGCUCGAUCGCACCGCCAAGGUUGUCUGGACGACGGUGGAGAAAGGAACGCACGCACCAUUCAGAUAGAUGCAAUUACAUGGAGCUUCCACGUGCACUCCCUUCGACAGUCCUGGAGAGAAUGUCGAUUAUAUGAGAAGACGAUGAAUUUAAAUAAGGUAUGCGCUCUCUUUUCUAGACGCAUAUGCUAACGUUGCAUCGUUCUCGCUCGUAAUUACAGAUUGGAUUCCAGCAGUUGGAUGAAUGAGCUAAACGAUCAAGUAUCUUGGCUCUCCGCCAGUGGUGGAUCCGUUAUUAUAUAUAGACUCAAUCAACACACGUGACAGUCAAUAGUCAUAAAAAAAUUGUAAAAGAAAGGGAUGAAAUAAUAAUACGUACAACGUAUCGGAAAAUCCGAGUAGAAAUGAUGUCAGAUGCAUCAAUUUGUGACACGCCUGUCACAUUAAUCUUGGGUCCCCUUUCUUCAUUUUUUUUUCCUUUUUUACGCAAUGUCAAAAAUCAUUUAAUACAUCAUCGAAAUAAAUGAAUACACGAUACACAUCAUUACCAGCUAGCUUCUUCCGUAAUACGUUCUCGGCAUUUUCCUGUCGGAAGCGUAGACGUUUCGUUGGAGAAUUUCCAAAAAGGCUUUUACCACGUCAUGUGUUAUCGUGUUAUCGUAAAAUCGGAUCGGUAAGACAUUGUUUUCCGUUUUGACUGACAGAGACAAAGAUACAGAAAAAAAAGUAAGAUUUGGAUAAUUUUAGCAGCCACAAGCAAUCGUGUCGGUAUUAGUCGUAUAAAAAAUUGUGUCGAUGUAAGGGAGAAUGUAUGAUGUAAUUGAAGAAACAUGCUUGCACUAUAUCUGGUUUAAUUGCUCACUAGUUGCGUCUAUCGAAAACUCCAAGUUUUACCAAGGCCAGGUAAUUUUCAUUUGAGUUCAAUAAUUUUUCAUUCGUCACCCAACUAAGAAAUGUCAAAUUUACUCGCUAUAUUUGGAUUACACUGAUGAGGAAAUUGGACCAUAAUUUGAUUGAAUAAUUAGAGACUUUAUGACGAGUCAAGUUGGAAACGGAGAAUCGAUUAAUGCAGACGAAGCCGCGUUGGAACUUUGCAAGCUUCGAGAAGCUGCCAAACUCGCUGCUAUCUAUCACAGCGAUGAAAGAAAGUUUCAGAGAAGAACGGAUCUUUCGCACGUCGUACAUGCCACUUUGCAUUGCGUCCAAUUCGUAAGAAAAUGCGUACACGACGGGAGAGGGGAAAGAAAAUAAAAAAAAGACAAAGGGAACAUUUAUUUCAGUUACAAUUUAAUAAGCAGUCACAAUUUAAAAUCAUGUGAUUCGUGACAUCUCAAGAUAACAUCGCUAUCUUUAGGUGCUGGACAUACACAUUACACAUGCAAAUAUAAAAUACACUUAAAAGCGUAAACAAUGUACGCGAUGCAAACGACCUAGUUUUUGUUCUUCUUUUUUUCGGCCGUGUUCCUCAUCGUUGCGACGUGAAUCAGUAACGCUCUCGCGAUAAUCGUGACACCGAUAUUGUCGUUACGUAAUCGGAUAUGACAUCUUGAACAGAGCCACGCACGACGGACACAUCAACGCGGAGCGAUAAAUGUAGGGAAAAAAAGGAUGCGUACUUGACGAGUAGUAAUCGCUUUAGAAAGAAAAGUGGCUUCCGUGAUGUUUGAUGACGUUACAUUUCAAUCGAUUAUUUUAUCGAUUACUGGAAGCUCGUUACGAAUCGAAUUAACGCAUGUCCAAGUAUAAUAUUAUAUAUAUACGCGUUUACUCGCAACUUGUCUCGUUGUUGCGCGUAACUUUACUUUUCGUAGAGGAACAUGUAUCUGUUUUGACGAAAUUAGUACGACAAAAGAUCCCUUUAGGCAAUUACAUCGGCCAUUGAAAUAUUUCAUCACGUACAUCACUACGUGAAUCAACGUGCGCGGGAGAAGGACAGUUCGAGUCCGCCAUUGCCCGAGGAAAGGAAUCCCAUUUUCUUCGUAUACCCGAUUUGCAUGUUGGUCAGCCUGGUUUUCGCGAUUCUUUGGCUGGUCAAAAAGAUAGUCCACGAUACCCCCGUGAUAGUGAGUCCUCUCGCAAGCAAGCAUUUGUAUGAAGAUGCAUGGUACACAAUAUAGUAUAAAAUCGUGUUUGUGUCGCUCGGGAUACUGAAGUUUCCGAUAAUACAACGUAACAAAAGAUCUUGUUUAGACACUGAAAUAACGUUACGUAAUUACAAUGAAAAAAAAUCGAAGAAAUUUGUCAGCCUUUUGUAGUAUGCGCGACAGCAGCUGUCUUGAUGCUCGUGACAGGAAUAAUGGAGAUGAAACACGCCGAUAUAUACAUCGAUGUCACUGAAUUUACUGACGAAGAAAUACUGGAGCAUCCAGUUUUUAUUCAUAACUUUGUGAUGUGUAUAUUAUCGAUCUUCGUAAUGACUAUAUAUCUUAUUCAGGCAUGGCUCCUCUUAGAUCAAUGGAUGUGGAUUAUACAAGAAGAAGAUGAUAAGUCAAGUAUAUCGGAGAAAAAAUCGGACUCUGACGUAAGUGAGAAUUUCAUUGCCAGAGAAAAACAAGAAACGGGCAACGACGAAUUUGAACAGUAUUUGGCACCGAUUCCCACUUUAAAAGAUUUAUCCGUUUCCACACUGGUUGUUAACAGUACCGCACAAGUGAUCAUUAAAUAAUGUCUAUGUCUUAUUGA
Molecule: messenger RNA, 3749 nt
Organism: Ooceraea biroi (clonal raider ant)
Lineage: Eukaryota; Metazoa; Arthropoda; Insecta; Hymenoptera; Formicidae
Source: RefSeq, a predicted model, not a curated record